Klebsormidium nitens is the source of this 1725-nucleotide messenger RNA. NCBI's taxonomy places the organism in Eukaryota, Viridiplantae, Streptophyta, Klebsormidiophyceae, Klebsormidiales, Klebsormidiaceae. The record is from the annotation of a GenBank genome assembly.
AUGGAAGAUCCGAACCAACUGCAAUACGAACUCCUGACUCUGAGAAGGGCCGUAGACGAGCUGCAAGGUUCCGGACUAAGGAGCAUCGCGCGCACCCUGGGAGCCGUCCUCAUCCUGUCCGGACUCAUCAUGGUGAUCUUCCGUUGGAUGACCGACGCGCAAAUGGCGCGCUUCGAGAGAGACUGGAACGCAAAGCUUCAGACGGCGGCGCUUACGAAAACUGCACCAGACGAACCGGAGGUGGACGCCCCCAAAGCGGCGAUGAGGGCGGCCAGGGCCGCAUUGAAAGCUGCCCAACAGUGCAGGGAGAAGGUGGUCAUCAAGUAUCUCCCGACGCUGGACAUGUACUACCCAGAUCCCAACAAGCGACCCCUCCUAGGGGCCUACGUCCUCGGGAACAUGUUUAACGCGGCUUCGCCGCACCCUACCACCCCUCCACCGUCUGCCAGCGACCUGGCGAAUCCGAAUGAGGCCAACCGGUUGGCACUACAAGGUCCGGAAGAUUCCAAUCUGUUCCUCAACCCCGAGGUGUCCCUCUUCGGAUGCGGCAGUUCCCUGCUCAUGAGACCUCCCGACGUCCAGAGGACGCCUAUGGAGGAUCCGUUCGAAACUUCACCGGCGCCCGCUUUCUACGACCAGGAGUCUCCGGCCAUACCUGCCAACACGGUCUCGCUGUGCAAGCUCUCCAAAUCCGGCAGCGUGAUCGGGAUGUGUCACCUGGAGAUCAUACUUCCUGCAACUUUCGAUGACCUCCAACCGAUCACAUACGUUCCCGAUUGCAUGCUGCGGGGGAUAGAGUACGUCGGGUUCACCAUAGCGGGGCUCGAGAUCGAGAGGUUCUCCAGCCAGAUGCUAGAGUGCUACUUCAAGUAUUUCGAUCCGAAGCUCGCGGGCGACUCGAACGCUUUCCACGAGAUAUUCAGCGGCCACGACACGCCGCUGGGAAGGUCGUUCACUAUACCCCUGCCUUUCUUCUUCUCAAGGCAGGUCCUCGGACCGAAGCUGCCAGUGGCUGCACUCUCUUCCAUGGACGUGUCCGUCUCCUUGUCGCUCGGCAACAUAAGAAACAUCAUGCUGCCAAAGGCCGACGGCUCUUACCCGGUCUCCAUGAGCCCGGUGUCGGCAAAGAUCGUCGCCGAACGCUUCGAUCUUCCGGCGAGCGACCUGACGACAGCUUUUUUCAGUUCCGCUCAGCAGACGCAGCUGAUCAUGCAGAUAAGAUCGCAACAGAUCGACGUGAAGCCUGACACGAACGGGAAUCAGUCCGUCCUCUUGCACUUCAAUCAACCCACGCGGCGGCUCGUCUGGUUCGUCGCCAAUCCACAGGGGAACAUCAUGCAGAGACCAUUCGCAGCAUGCUCUCUGACGCUCAACAACGUCGACGUCCUGUCCAGAGGGCCUCGUGCGCACGACGGUUCGGACGGCAACGACGAGGCCUACUUUCGCUUGGUCAGCCCAUAUCUGUACAGCGGGGUCCACGGCAGCCAGACGGGUUUGCAUCAGUAUAGCUUCUGCCUGCAGAACCACUACACCAUUUCUGGCCCCGGAAUGUUUGCGAAGAAGAAGCCCCUGCUGUACCCGAUCGAGCCCAAGUGGAAGCCCAGCGACGACGGCCUGUAUCUGUUGAGCUUUCAGCCCAACGGCAACUUCGACCUGAGUCGACCAACUACCUCAAGCUGCGCUUUCAGAAUCCCUUUCCCCUGGGCGGGAGCACCAUUCACGUGA